UUUGAACUUUCAAGCUGGAACUUUACAUAGUGGAGUCCUCAUUGACAUCAGUCUUGUAGGCAAGCUGGGUUGACCCUUGGUUAUGGCUGAAUCGGCCGCUAAACCAGGCAUAAAUGCAAGUUAACGAACGGGUUUCGAGGUUUGCUCCCAGGUGCAAUUGUUUUUCAAGCUCUUGAAAACAAGCUGCUCAAGAACGAACUGCUCGAUUGCUCAAGAAGCGCUCAAUUGCCAGCAAAAGACGCACGAAAAAUCACAACCCUCCAACACCAGUGCUUUACUUUCAGUUUUAGCUUGAGCCGGAGGUGUUCUCUACGUGCCUGAUUGUUGGAAUUCCAGGAUGGCCCCGAAAGCGAAAGCAGGGGCAUCAGGGGGGAAAGCGGCAGCAGGAAAAGGGGGAGGCGAUAGUGGCAAGGGGAAAGGGAAGGGCAGCAAAGAAGGACUAGGGACAUGUACUUAUGUGAAAGCUAGACACAUUCUCUGUGAAAAGCAGGGGAAAAUCCAAGAAGCGUACAAGAAGCUGCAAGAAGGCUGGUUGAACGCUGGGGACAAAGUACCACCUGCAGAAUUCGGCAAGCUAGCGAUGGAGUAUUCGGAAUGUCCUUCGGGCAAGAAAGGGGGCGACCUCGGCUGGUUCCCACGGGGUAAAAUGGCAGGACCGUUCCAAGAAGUCGCUUUUGCAACACCAAUUGGCGAACUCGCUCCUCCUUUCAAAUCGACGCACGGCUAUCACAUGAUAGUCGUGGAGGGUCGACGGAACUGACUGUACUGCCGGCUUUGGAAAGCCUUUCGAAAGCUCCGUAUUCAACAGGUCACAGUCCCAAUCCUGACGGAUUAAGGUUGAACCUCUCAAUGCGUUGUCGUGAUGCUACAUGUCGUGUCAAUAACGUCUCGGGUCCUAUGACCAUGCGCAAUCUAAUGUGCUCGAAAUGAAAAACUACCGCGGCUAAUCCGCGCAAUCAAUCCUAGCAUGCUGAUGUAGUCGUAGUCAUGCAGAAAAC
Messenger RNA from Klebsormidium nitens, 998 nucleotides. The record is from the annotation of a GenBank genome assembly. NCBI's taxonomy places the organism in Eukaryota, Viridiplantae, Streptophyta, Klebsormidiophyceae, Klebsormidiales, Klebsormidiaceae.